AUCUUUCUAACCAGAAAAACAGAAGAAUUUCCAGUGGCCUAAAACCCUAACCCCUAACAAUAAAAAAUCCAAACUUUGUAUUGUAGAUCCAAAAUCCAUGCUCCGCUUUCUCUUCUGAGUAUAAUCCCACAACUGCCAUUCACUCACCUCAUGUUUCGCAGACUUGGUUUCUCUCUCUCUCGCUCUUAUAACCUCCAUUCUCCACCUCUUCACAUCAAUAAAUCCCCAUUUCCCAAACCCUCUAUCUCCUCACAAAUCGCUCAAAAACCCAUUUCUUGCAAACCUUUUGCAUCUUAUACCAAAAUGAGUGAUACCCAGAAACCCAAAUCAACAAUCCCACAUCUUGAAAAAGCCACUAAACCCGAAUUGCUUCGUGCACUUGAAUCCUCUCUGGGUUCUGCUUUUAGCUCAGACCCCAUUCUCCCACCUCCAAAUCCUUUAGUCAUUGUAAUUAGUGGCCCUAGUGGUGUUGGUAAAGAUGCUGUAAUCAAGAAAUUGAGAGAAGUGAGAGAAAGUCUGCAUUUUGUUGUAACUGCAACUAGUAGGCCAAUGAGGCCUGGUGAAGUUGAUGGCGAAGAUUACUUUUUUGUGACAAAAGAGGAGUUUUUAUCUAUGGUUGAAAGAAAUGAGCUUUUAGAGUAUGCACUUGUUUAUGGGGAAUACAAGGGGAUACCCAAAAAGCAGAUUAGAGAAUAUAUGUCAAAAGGGUAUGAUAUUGUGUUGAGGGUAGAUAUACAAGGAGCUGAGACACUGAGGAAGAUUUUAAAGAAUUCUGCUGUAUUUAUAUUUUUGGUCGCGGAGAGCGAGAUGGAGCUUGUGGAGAGGUUGAUUGAUAGGAAGACAGAGACAGCAGAGGCUUUGCUUGUGAGGGUUUCUACAGCAAGAGAGGAGAUGAAGCAUGUCAAGAAUUUUGAUUAUGUGAUUGUAAAUGGUCAGGGGAAGUUGGAAAAUGCGGUGAAGCUGAUGGAAUCAAUUAUUGAUGCUGAGAAGGCUAAGGUUCGGCAGAGGAGUGCUGUGAUAUAGCUGGAAGGUUUUCUUUUUAACUUUUGUUCUUGAGGAAAGAUGAGAUUAUAGGCCAAAGUCAUGUUUGAUCAGCUCUUCUCUAAACCUGCCUCUUUGGUGAUGUGCAAGCGUUGCGCAUUAUGCAUGCAAACCUGCAUUUAGAACCAAACUGUCGCAACAUGCAAGUUGCGCCCCGGUCCUGGGAACUAGCAAAUAAUGAGAAAGGGGGACUUGAAGUGGUUUUAUUUGAUGAUUUUAAUGUUUGUGUACAGCACUUAACACUAGGAAACUUUUUCUGUUUUCUUUUUAAUCUCUUCCAUUUAAAGGUUAUUUGGAAAUAAAGAAAUUUUCAAAAGGUGAGCUGAACAUUAAAGGCUGGAGUGAUCUCCAUUCAAGAUCCAGAUCUUGUUGUAUGGAUAGAGGGAUUAUGGAAAGAGGAGCACUACCUGACUAUGUAGCUCACUUAAUAUUUUGAUGUGUACAAUAAAACAAAUAAUUAGUUGUCCGAUUCUAGA
Ricinus communis (castor bean) is the source of this 1517-nucleotide messenger RNA. Its product is annotated as guanylate kinase 3, chloroplastic. Gene Ontology annotation, molecular function: GMP kinase activity. The transcript has 2 exons. The coding region runs from base 151 to 1023 and encodes 290 amino acids. The record is from RefSeq and is a predicted model, not a curated record. Gene Ontology annotation, biological process: purine nucleotide metabolic process. Gene Ontology annotation, cellular component: cytosol. Lineage: Eukaryota; Viridiplantae; Streptophyta; Magnoliopsida; Malpighiales; Euphorbiaceae.